Micropterus salmoides (largemouth bass) is the source of this 7189-nucleotide messenger RNA. RefSeq names its product protocadherin alpha-C2-like. Bases 275 to 3271 code for a protein of 998 amino acids. The transcript is spliced from 4 exons. The record is from RefSeq and is a predicted model, not a curated record. Gene Ontology annotation, molecular function: calcium ion binding. Gene Ontology annotation, biological process: homophilic cell-cell adhesion. Lineage: Eukaryota; Metazoa; Chordata; Actinopteri; Centrarchiformes; Centrarchidae. Gene Ontology annotation, cellular component: plasma membrane.
CGACAACCUUGACGAAUCUCACAGCUCCAGCGGCAGGGAAACACACCCGUCAGCAUCGCGCACUGGAGACAAAAAAGCGCAUCACGGACAAAGGAAAUAUGGGUGCGCUGGAGAGGAUUCACCUCAGCCGGGUAACACAAUGGAUGAGCCGCUUCUGUUUCAUUUACCGGGAGACCAAUUAGCCCACCUUAAUGAGGUGCUGGGAUGCAAGAUACUGCAAGCUAAAAAGGCGGAAGGCUGCGUUUAAUCCGUCUGCGGAUCCUAUGAGCUUGCAAUGGCUGUGGCGGGGAUAUGCAACUGGAUAGGGAAUAAUGUGCCUUUUUAUUUUGUGAUAUUUUCCUUAUUUUGUGGCCUUUCAUUUGGACAGUUACAAUAUUCUAUUACGGAAGAACUAGAAAAUGGGGCACUGGUCGGCGAUCUGGCGCAUGACUUGGGGCUGGAUAUUCGAAAGCUCGCCACUCGAAAAAUUAAGGUAACGUCCGGCAGCACUAAGCGCUAUGUGAUUGUCAACCCCAAAAAUGGGAAAUUGCUUGUCAAUGAAAGGAUCGACAGGGAGGCACUGUGUGAUUUAUCCAGCACCUGCAUGAUUAAUCUGGAUGUGCUGGUCGAAAACCCCACUGAGGUGCACCAUGUCAAUGUGGAGAUUGUGGAUGCCAAUGAUAAUGCGCCGCAGUUCCCUAGAGACGAGUAUCAACUGGAAAUCACAGAAGCUGCUUUGCCAGGGUCUCGUUACCCAAUUGAAAACGCUCAAGAUCCAGACAUUGGGUCCAAUUCAGUUCGUAUAUAUCAACUUAGCACAAACGACCAUUUCGCGCUGGUAUCCAACAAACCCUCCCUAAAUACAAAGCACAUCGAGCUUGUGCUCAAAAAGCCCCUUGAUCGUGAGCAGACGCCUUACCACCAAUUAAUUCUAAGUGCUGUGGAUGGUGGGACGCCAGAGAAAACAGGCACGGCCAAAAUCAAUGUCCGGGUCCUGGACUCAAAUGACAAUGUUCCCAUGUUCGACAGCUCAGUGUACAAGGUGAAACUGUUGGAAAAUUCGCCCAAAGACACCCUGGUAAUUAAACUGAAUGCAACUGAUCCGGAUGAGGGCACAAAUGGAGAGGUUUAUUACUCUUUCAGCAGCUACACUCCAGAGAGAGUGAGGCAGAUGUUCAGCAUGGACACUAAUACAGGAGAAAUAAGAGUGAGGAGCAACGUUGACUAUGAAGAGACCAACUCCUAUGAGAUGUACAUCCAGGCAAUGGACAAGGGCCCUGGCGCCGUGGCCGCACACUGUAAGGUAGUGGUAGAGGUGGUGGAUGUGAAUGACAACGUCCCUCAGAUAGUGCUGUCAUCUCUGUCUAGCCCUGUUAGGGAGGAUGCCCGUGCAGACACCGUUGUGGCCCUCAUUAGCGUUACUGAUCGAGACUCUGGCGCUAACAAGCAGGUGAGUCUAGAGAUCCCAGCAGGCCUUCCUUUCAAGAUCAAGUCUUUCAGAAAUUAUUACACUCUGGUUACCUCAGCCUUCCUGGACCGCGAGACCACUGAUGCCUACAAUGUCACUCUGAGUGCCACAGAUGGAGGAAACCCUCCCCUUUCCUCCCAGAAGACCAUACAGGUGGAUGUGGCUGAUGUUAAUGACAACCCGCCGCGGUUUGAACAGACGUCUUAUACCGUCUAUGUGGCUGAGAACAAUGCCCCCGGAGCCUCUUUGUGCACUGUAAAAGCUCAAGACGCAGACAUCAAAGAGAACGCACGCAUCACCUACACAGUGCUCAAUGACAACAACCAUGGCAUCCCUGUCACCUCGUAUGUGUCUGUGAAGGCCGAUACAGGGGAGGCGUAUGCCCUGCGAGCCUUUGACUAUGAGUCACUGAGAGAGUUUCACUUCCAGGUCAAAGCCCAAGAUGGGGGCAUUCCACCACUGAGCCGCGUUGCCACUGUCUACAUCUACAUAAUGGAUCAGAAUGACCAUGCACCACUGAUAGUCAACCCUCCCGGCAAUGGCACACGCUCUUUGGAAACGGUACAAAAGAACGCAGAGCCCGGUGCCUUGGUGACCAAAGUGGUGGCAUACGAUGCAGACGCUGGUCCAAAUGCCUGGAUGGUGUACGUGCUGGAGACGGCCACUGACCUGGACUUGUUCAAGGUGCACGAACACACUGGUGAGAUCAGGACCACUCGAAGGAUCCUGGAGGACAACUCCACCUCCUUUACUCUAACCGUUGUAGUGAAGGACCACGGGCAGCCUACUCUUUCCUCCACCGCCACCAUCAACGUGGCUGUCAUGGAGGUGCCGCCCAAAGUGGUCCCUGACCCCAAGAGGAUCAUCCGGCCUCACAGCACACUGCUAUUCUCCAACGUCACCCUCUACUUGAUUGUGGCUUUGAGUGCCACCACUUUUGUUUUCCUGGUCACUGUGGUGGUGCUGGCCAUCGUCCGCUGUCACGCCUACUGCACCCAGCCUGGCUCCUGUUCCCCUUGCUGUGUGUCACAGAAGCCCCCUCCAGAUGGUGGGAGCAGCAGCGUAAGUGCUGGCGGGGGAGGCAGUGCUGCAGCCGGGGCACAACCUAAUAAUAAUGUGGUGCUUCGGAGAGACCUUAAAGUGGAGCCUCACUACAUCGAAGUGCGCGGGAAUGGCUCCCUAACAAAGACAUACUGCUACAAGACCUGCCUGACAGCCACCUCUGGCAGUGACACUUUCAUGUUCUACAACACAGGACGCCCCAUCAGUGGCACCUGGGGCAGCGGUGCUGACCGCUUCUUCACGAGUGGAAGUGGAUUUGUACGCAGACUGAGCAUGCCUGAUGCCUCGCUGCAGCUCUGCCCAGAGCCAAAAGCCCCGAAUGCUGACUGGCGAUAUUCUGCAUCUUUGAGGGCAGGGGUGCAGAGUUCGGUCCACAUGGAGGAAUCUUCUGUGAUGCAGGGAGCACAGGGAAUGCUGGUCCAGAACUGGCCCACUGUGUCCAGCGCUGCAGAUGGAGAGGGUGGUGGAGAGCUAUCACCCCCAGUGGGCGCUGGAGUCAACAGCAACAGCUGGCACUUCAGAUACGGUGCCGGACAAGGCUACGGCCCCCCUCAACCCCUGAAGCCCGGAGAGAUUCCUCCUGAAGCCUUCAUCAUCCCCGGAUCCCCAGCCAUCAUUUCUAUUCGCCAUGACGCUGGCCCUGUGGACGACAAAGGUGACUUCAUAAGCUUUGGCAAGAAGGAGGAGGCCAAGAAGAAGAAGAAGAAGAAGAAGGACAAGAAGGACAAGAAGGAGAAAGGAAAGGAUGAUGGGGAAGAAUAAAGCAGAAGGGGUGACUUGAAAACAGAGCUACCAACAAUUUACCAUCCAAAUUACAGAGCCAGAAAAAAAGCCAAAUGCAUAUUGUAGAACUGAGGGAGCCUGGUUGCACCAUAUUUGCAUAGACAUUGUACAGUGGCCAAACCCUCAUUAGACCAAGCCUGGCUCCCCACAUAAUGCAAACCUCAUUUGGCCCAUAACUUUGGCCUAUUAAAGUCUAAGGUUUAUGGUAAACAAAUGUUCUUAGUAGACAGACUUCAUCUAAAGGCUGGACCAAAUUAUAACAAAGGAUUUUAUUGGAUUAGAUUAGCCUUUCUGUGUUUGUAUACUAAAAACAAAAACACCUGAAAAGGUGUACUAUCUGUAUCUGACCAUUGUCAGCUGAGGCUGCCUGUGUUGGCAUCUCUGUCUUUAUGCAGCCCCCCUCCCUUUUUGGCUCACCUAGUUGGAGGUGAAGCAGAAGCCAAACUAAAAAAAUUAAACAGAGGCUUUUGUUUUCAGUAUUAUGGAGGCCUUGUAGAAAUUCAGAAAAUGUGGUCUUUUAUAUAAAAAAAUGAAAAAUGAAAAAGUAACAACAUACAGUAUAUGUACCAUGAGAUUAUCACCUUUACGAAAAUGAGGUGACUGAGACAAGCAGGACCACGCUCUAAUAAAUAGCUCUGUUUCAGUGUAACAUAGCACAUUGCAGAGGCUGAGGACCUGGACUGGGUUGCACCAACUAUGCGCAAGUUUGUUCCCAGAUUAGGGUGUAAAGUAAUGGCUUCAUAACUGCUAGUUAAUUUGCAAUUUGCAAGUUACUAAAUUUGAUUGUACCAUGAGUAGUAAGGGGGGGAAUUCUACAGCUGUAGCUUAUUAAAAUAUUAAGAUUUCAGAUGAGUAGCCAAUCAGUAAUAGCAUUACUUUGCUGAUGGGUACAAACCACAUGGAUUUGUAGUUGACUAGAUUGGCAUAAAAAUUACGAUUGGUAAAUAGAAUCCAUAUUUGACUUAAAGGACAGUACUAGUUUUGGCAUGUUGUAGGCUAUUUUACAUAUAUCUUGUAUACUUUACGUCAAGAGACCAUUGUGGGUUUUUUCCCACCUUUCAGGCAGCCAUUGUUUUUACACAAAAAUUGAUUAGCUUACACUUUUUCGGAUUUAGAAAUUCAUCAAAGCGGAGUUCAGCGUCCGUUUAAUUGUUGUAUAAGUUGCGGUUUCAUUACAUGGUAAUGAAGCUGAAGUGCACAUUGGGAAACUGCACUGCAUUGGCACAAUAACUUAAUAUUGGUGAAACUAAACACAGGCAUGAUGGAUUACGUAUGUCAAGCAAUUCUCACCAUGUUGAGUUUUCACGUUGGAAUUGGAAUUGAAUGGGAACCGGAUUCAGCCUGAAAAAGAAAAUAUAUAAAAUCUACAGGAAAAUUGUAAUCAAUAUUUUCCAAUUUGUAGAAAAUGGGGGAAAACAUCCAAAAUUGUUAAGUCCUUUAAGUUGCAAAAUGGCAUGAAUUUACUAAAUAAGAAAAAAAAAAAACACUGUGCAAAAAAUGAAAAAAAAAUCCUGCUUUAUUGUUAGUGAGUGCAAUUGUGUGACUUCGUAUCAUUUGCACCUGCUUUACUGCUUGCUUAACUAUUUAGUUGUUACUUAACAGAUUUUUGUGGUGCUACCGCUUGUGUUUUAGCAAAGCGUGAAUCGGGAUAAUUGGCUACUUCUGAUAACUAAGUAACUAGGGAACCUAUGUGCAGCUGACGCAACCGGCCCCUGAUCUUGCCUCUUCUCUUGGAAUACGGCAUAGGUCAAUGGGGUCUAAAUCCCACUGUGUAUCAGCACGAGCCUGAUGCACACAUUAUUGUACACAGACACUGACUCUCUAUGCCUCUUACUCACACAUACACCUAAGAAAGUACACAUGCUCUCUCUUCCUCUCUUAUACACACAGACAUACAGUAUAUACAAAUACACAUCAUACAAAAAUAUACUAUAAGAAUACACACCCCUUUCAGAAAACUCCAAGACUGAAGGCCAGUGCCAUCCUUAAUAUGUGAGUGUAUUAUAUGGCUGGGACGCAGGAACGUUGCUUGUUGCUUCAUUUCUGUUCAAGCCUGAUCCCUCUACUUCUGUCUUUGAAUGUUAAGUAGAUGUUCUUCAAGCCCUGCACCACUGCCUCGACUGUUUCAGUGCUUGUAGGAUUUGCUUGCUUCCGCUGCCUGUUUCCUCCCUCUACUCCCGUUUCUUCAAAUCAGCGUGGUUGGAUGACAUCUUUCAAGUCACCCUCCUUCAAUGAACUGUGCUGUCGUAACACAGUGACAUUUGUGUAUUUGCAUAUUUACACACGGAAUACACACAUAGUCACAUGCACAUUAUACUGCACAUACCACACAAACACACACACACACACAUCUUUUGUUAGGUUCAACUUCAACCUAGCUCAUGCACUUCAGCCAGAGUGUCUCUCCUGAUUGCUCAUUGUUGACAGCUCUGUCAUCUCGCAUAUUGGUUCUACGCAUUGCGUUAUAAGAACAUCUGACAGGUUAGCAAAAACUGAGAUUAAACUGUACUGGCUAUAAUGAGACAAGAUGGAGAGGCAAAAGAAGAAGAAAUAGAAAAUUGUAGUGUAUUGUGUAGCUCCAACAUAGAAGAAACUACAGCAGAGAUGAGCAAGGCAUUCCGCUUUUGCAGUUAUUCCUUUGUGUCAGCUAUUAGUGACAAUUGAUGAACUUGGGUCGAGUAAAACCACUUAAAAAUAAGUGUAGCGCGGUUCAGCAGCAGUGGACAGAGGUUGCCAGUUGACUUGGAAGGGGGAAACCCACUUAGGGAUUAAUGGAGGUGAAGCACACUGCUGACAUUUUCUAUUGUGCACCCAUCAUGAUGGAACAAGGGAAGACGAUACCAGCAAGCAAAGAUCAAUACAAGUCACAAGAGUGAUGCUGUUGCAGUGGGUCAAGUCUGAACUGCGUGAAAUGAUCAGCUUCAUUACAGACAUUCUAGCAGGUCUAGCAGGGUAGAGAAAGAGUACUGGGAGCAGUAGAUAUUAGAACAGCAUCAACAUGAUGAAAGCCUCGCCUCAUUGUUCCUUUUUUUAUACCAUUAUCUUACCAGUCACAGUAGGGGUAUAUAGGUGCUACUAUCAGGCUCAAUCCCUCCCAUGCACACGAUUCCUUCCCCUGCCCCGUCCUUAAGGUGUACUUCUGUGCUGUCAGAUCACCAAGUGGCUGUUUGCAUGUUAUAAGCAAAGGAAACAGAUACUAUAGAUACUAUAUAUAUAUAUAAAGAUAUAUAUAUAGAAAUGUUUUUCCACUGGGAAAUGCGUAUUGGAAUACAUGUACUUCUGAUACAUAUUCUCAAAGACAAUACACACACACUGACAGACCCUCGCUAAUCCACACACACACGUACAUAUACACUAUUGCGAACAGUAAUUUGUGGAAAAACCUAAAAGAAUCACAUUUUUUAUCCUGUUGAAAAUGAAUUUAAUCUUCUAGAUAUACAUAAUGCUAUUGUGUUAUGCUAUGAAAUGCUUUUAUUUUCUGGUUUUACCCUCAUGAUUUCCAUAGAUAAGAAAAUCAAUCCUUAAAGUUGUGUUGAUCUUUGAAAUGAUGAUCAAACAAACACUAUUGUGGAAUCAAAUCAUUUACUCACCCUCCAUAUGUAUCCCUUGCCCGGUAGAGAAAUAAAGAAAAAGGAUAAAAAAAAAUCUAAAUACAUAAAAUGGUAUUAAAAAAAAUAAAGUUGAUGUAUUCUCUGCUUGUGUAUAGUGAAUGUUCUUCAGUCACUGGGUGUGGCAGUGAGUGGCACAUACCAGUAGACUGUGACAGUGCAGAUCUGUUAAUAACUUUUUUUGUACACCUGCUUAUCAUUGUAAAGGUGAUAAUAGUGAUUCUUAUGAUUUAAUCGACCUGGUAUGUGUUUUGUUAAUAAGUCACAAAUAAAGUUUUUCUUAAAUAUC